Molecule: messenger RNA, 1887 nt
Organism: Oryza sativa Japonica Group (Japanese rice)
Lineage: Eukaryota; Viridiplantae; Streptophyta; Magnoliopsida; Poales; Poaceae
Product: pentatricopeptide repeat-containing protein At2g30780-like
Molecular function (GO): mRNA binding; protein binding
Source: RefSeq, a predicted model, not a curated record
AUGUCCCGCCGCCACGCUCGCCCGCUCCUCCCCCUGCUCCGCCGCCACCUCCACCGCUCCGCCACCGUGCACCGCUCGCCCGCGCCCGCGCCUCCCGACGGGAUCCCCUCCUCGUCGUCGGCGCCGCCGGAUCCCGCCGCGGCGCGGUGGCCGUCGUCCUGGUCGCCCGCCGCGCCGCCGCUCCAUUCGUUCGCGGCGUCCCACCUCCGCGAGGCCGUGUCCCCCAUCGCGGCCGCGAUCCUCGCGCUCCCCGGCGUGGACCCGGACCCGUUGCCCGCCCUCGUCGAGCACAACUUCCCGACCCUCCUCGCCGUCUCGCCGCUCGCCUCCCUCGAGCUGCUCUCCCUCCUGCGGCCCAAUCCCCAGCUCGGCCUCGCGGUCUUCUCGUCCCGCCGGACGCUCUCCCCGCCCGCGACCCUCCCGGAGUUCGUCCUCGCCAUCUCGCUCGCCGGCCGCGCCCGCGACCCCGCCGCCGCGGCCCGCCUCUUCGCCGAAGCCUCCACCGCAUACUGCCCCGACCAGGCGCUCUACAAUGCCCUCAUGUCCUCGUACAUGCACAGCGGUCUCGCCGACCGCUGCAUCGAGGCCUUCCACACGCUGGAGCGAGACCCACGCUGUGGACCGCCCAAUGCGGACUCCUACAACAUCCUCAUCGCCCUCUUUGGUCGCUCCCUCCUCGUUGACCACAUGGAAGCCACGCUCCUGUCGCUGGAUGCAUCCGGCCACCCUCGGACAAUCGGGACGUACAAUGCAAUCAUCGCCGGCUACCUCACUGCCUGGAUGUGGGAAAAAAUGGAAUCGGUAUUUGAUGAAAUGGUCUCAGGUCAUGUUGCUCCUGACAAAACCACUUAUUUGCUGAUGCUAAGAGGAUAUGCGCAUGCCGGGAUGAUAUACAAGAUGGAGCUGGCUUAUGAGCGAGCACGCCAGCAUGUUGGUCAGGUUGACAUGGUCCAUAUACGUGCAAUGAUAUGCGCAUACUGCAAGUUCAAACACGUAGAUAGGAUUCAAAAGAUCGAGGAGUUAUUGCAGAAGUUGGGUCCUGAUGACUAUAGACCAUGGUUAGCUGUACUGCUGAUCCGGGCAUACGCGCAGGAAGGAUUGGUUGAGAGGAUGGAGCAGUGGAUUGCUGAGGCACUGGAGCGCAAUACCAUUGUCACCACCGUGCAGGUGAUGCGGUCCAUCAUAACAAGCUAUUUUCAGUGUGAUGCAGUAGAUAAACUUGCACAUUUUAUCCGGCAAGCUGAGGAGGCAGGUGGAAGCUUUGUCGGAGCUUAUACCACUGCAAGAUGGUGAUGUAUGGGAAGCAACACCGGUUGCCAGAGAUGCAUGGGGUUUUGGAUGAGAUGGAGUUUUUUCGGUUUGACCGAACAAAGAAAACCUUUUGGAUCAUGUAUAAGGCAUAUGUGAGUUCUGGGCGGAUGGCCGAGGCCAACACAAUACUUUGCAUGAUGGGGAAGCAUGGUUUUGGAUUCCCCCGUGGCGGGUAUAUUCAAUGACAUGAUUUAUGUGGAUGCAACAUGACGCCGCUAACAUCAUAUGGGGCUUUUCAUGCCUUUGAUGCUUAAGACAGCAAAAAGAUAUACAUGGAUCCCUAGAGCUCUGAAGUGCCCUAAAGCAUGACUGAGGCCAGGAGGCACUCAUAUGUUCCAUUUCCCCACCAAUUAACUUCGCACCAGUUUUGAACAUGUGUGCGGCGAUUUUUUGGUAAUCAUACAACUUGUAACCAGCAGAAAAUGUAGUUGUCAAGCUGCAAUAUUAUUGUCAUGUAUUUUGUCGCUUUGUUCCAUGCAUCACAGUCUCCUUUUGCAGCAGCAAAUAAUUGCAGGCUAUUAUGCGAAGCAUUGCUUUCAGAUUGGAAUUCCAAGUGUUCUAAUUUGUUUGGUCUUA